ACAGAUCGGGUACCUGGCUCCUGCCGUCCUAUGUGGAUGAAAAGCCGCACCAGACCCUGCCCAAUGACACAUCCCCAAAUAGCGUCUCUCCGCAGGUGGCGUCUGUGUAGUGAUCACUAGUCAGGGCGCGGGCAGUCAGCUAGGCGGGGUUCUGGCUUAGCGCAGCUCUCUCUACCGCGACGAGCCUCCCUGCUGCCUGUCCCGGUGCUAGUCUAGCGCCGUGCCCGCGCCGGCGAGGGUUCGGCGCCUUUUGCACGUAGUUGUCUCAUUGGUGUCGCGUGACCAAACCCCGCCGUUGCUCUCGGCGCGCGGCUCUGCGGCACCGGCCGGUGGGGGCUGAGCGCGCCCGGCCAUGGAAGCGACGGGUGGGUUGUGGCAGCGGCUGUCGGGGCCAGAGGAGCGGCGGCUGCUGGAAAUCCUGUCCUACGGGCUGGUGGGCGCGGGGGCGCUCUCCGCGCUGUUGCUGCGCUUUGUGCGGAUGCCGUACGGGCGCUACUCCACGCGCCGCUUCGGCUGCCCUGUGCCCGUCCGCCUGGCCUGGGCGCUGCAGGAGCUGCCCUCCCUGCUGGUGCCGCUGGGGCUGAGCCUCUUCAGCGGCGCGGCCCGCGUCUCCAAGUGGCCGAACCGGGUCCUGCUGGCGCUCUUCAUCGGGCACUACGCACACAGAUUUGACCUUCAGGGCAACCUCUUACACACUGGCUUGUGGACAUUCCAGAUAAAGAAGCAACCAAGGGGGAGCAAUGAGGUCACUUCAGAGAGGGCACUCAUCUUUUCUUUCUUGAUUCGUGGAGGAAAACCAACACCAUUCAUUACUUUUGCACUAGCACUCAUAUUCUGUGUCUAUAAUGGAUACUUGCAAGGUCGGAGCUUAAGUAAUUAUGCAGAAUAUCCUUCUGGUUGGCUGAAAGGUCCUUGUUUCAUUGUAGGUUUUGCAGGAUGGCUGAGUGGCAUGACAAUUAAUAUCUAUUCUGAUCACAUUCUCAGAAAUCUGAGAAAACCAGGGGAAACGGGCUACAAAAUACCAAGAGGUGGAUUGUUUGAAUAUGUAACUGGAGCCAACUUUUUUGGAGAGAUUCUUGAAUGGUUUGGAUUUGCUCUUGCCAGCUGCACUAUUGAAAGUGCUGCUUUUGCCAUAUGCACACUUUUCAUCCUAGGUUCCAGGGCACACCAACAUCAUCAAUGGUAUCGUGAGAAAUUUGAAGACUACCCAAAGUCCAGGAAGAUUGUGAUUCCAUUUGUGCUCUGAGGUGUGAAUAAUGGAGUUGGCUGACUUUGAAUGAUGGUGGUUGCUAUUCUGAAAAUAUUCAGUUGACAAACAACUCCCAACAAGUUAGCCUAAAGGUUUUCUUUUAACAUUUUCAGUAUCACUUUUGUUUGGUUUCCUAACAUAUAAAAUACAACGGAUGGAUGAGGCCAUAGUGACAGAAGAGUCAGCCAUCCUGUUCCUAUUUGGAGCAUAGUGUAAUAACCGCCUUAAUAAGAUCAUAUCUUCAUCAUUGGAACUACAGUGGUGUCUGUAUUGCUUCUUAUCCUGCCUCUACCUGUUGCCGUUUCUGCCUCAGCCAGGCACAAUACCUCCAAGAUCUCAUAUUGCACCAUAUCAGUGGAUGCUUGUGCACUAUCUACCCCCACACAAACACAGGAUUGACUUGCCUCACCCCCCCAGAUAAUCUAGUGCUAGUAGUGUCACUAAAUGUAGUCUUUGUACUCAGUAUUAUGCCUAGCCACUGAGCAAGGAGUAGUGGUGAGAGCUAUCCUCAGCCCCCGCACAUCUGUGCAGGCACAAACAAUAGAACACUGUUAACACUACAUGCACUACUUAUGACAGUAGCAGUAACUUUGGCAAAUAAUGGGUUAAGAUUUACUUCUUCCUCCAGAUUAAUAACUCUCUCAGGUACUUUUCAGUGGGUGGCUUCUCACCCACUUCCAUGACAUGUUCUACUUUCCUUAUUUUUUCCAUUCUACUCUUUGUUCUGCUUUUUAUUUUUCAUAUGAGAAAUAUUAGUGUUACUGGUAAAGGAUUUGCCUUAAUUUUUUACCAGUCCCCGCUGACAUUCUAAUGACUUUUAAAGUUUACAUUUGGUAUCUAUUUCUGUUUUAGGAGGUUUAGGGUCUUUAACCGACACUUUUAGUAGUUUUGGGUAGCACUGUUUUCUGGCUUGCCUAAAAUAACAAACCUCAUCUCCUAAGAACUAUAAAGAAUUUUUCAAAAAUGUUUUUACUUUAUGAUAAGUGUAUGGAUGACACCUGUUUUCCAAAGAGAACUGGAUUUUUGAAUACUUGUUUUUUACCUUAAUAAUGUCAAGUCUGUUCUCCUUUCCUAGAUUUGCUGAAGAACCUCUGUGAGCUCACAGUAAACAUUCAUGAGAGUUCCAGUACCUUAACUGAAAGAGUAGGGCUGUUGAAUCUUAAACAGAGACUUAAUUGCUGGGUUUUAAAUAGGGACUAAAAGUAAAUGGAGUUUUAAAUAGCGAUUUAAAAAUCCCUUCUCUUCCCAAUUGCUCAGCUUUCAGUCUCCUUUCUCUUGUGAUAUUCCUACUUCUCCAGUCUCCAUAGUCUUUUACAGUAGAAAAGUCCUGAAUCUUUAAUGUAAAAAACAAGCAGAAAGUGUUUUAACAAUUUUUUUCUUUAUAUAAAUCCCAAGGAAAGGCACAAGCCCAGUUUCUCUUUUUUGGGUGGGGUCAGGGGAGGAGGGUUGUUUUCAUUUUCUUUGGAAGUUGCCUUUUAAAUAUUCUCAAUCUGCCUGGACACUCUUUAGAUCUUAAGUGCUGCUUUGAAGACAAACAAAGCUUAGCUGUAUUGCCUUCUUUAAAGCCUUAUCUUAAUUCCAACAUAAUUUGAGUCUACCUGCCUCCCAUUUCAGACCAACAAGGCAGCCUUUGCCUACCCACACUGAAAUUAACCUCCCUCACCAUCUCCUUCCCUCUAAAGCAACUUUGCUGUACUGUUUGUCAUUUUUGGAUUUUGGCAGGUGGUUAAUAAAAACUUUUAAAAAAUUUGUUUCCUUCUGAGUAGGUGCUGUGUUUGACAGAUUCAACCAGAAAGUGGAGAGGCAUAUAGAAGGAAAAAAACAGUUUUUAAAAAAGUUUGGUUCCAUUGUCGGAAGAUUUAAUGAUUUUCUAAGAUUUAAUGCCUCAUCUGACUUCCGUUUAUUUAACUGGGAGUGCAAAGUGAUCGGAAAGUAUGAUACCACUGGUUCUUCAAGUUUGUGCAGAUGUGUAUUCCACACUGGUGUGUUGGUGUCUUGCACACUGCAAGCUGGAGACUUUUUUUGCCACAGCUGUACCUUCUCAUAGCCCUUCCUGAGGCUAUAUAAGGGUGGCAGCAUCCUGACUCCACUCAGUUCCUUCUUACCACCUGUAUCUUGAGUUGGAACUCCCUGUGUUGGAUUCUCCUAACAAUUUCCCUGCUGCAUCACAGUUUGUGACUCAGUCUUCAGUAGUGUAAAUAGUUACUUGCAGUUAGCACCAAUAGUUUAAGUUAGCGUUAGUUAGUUUAUUAGUAUAUUUAGUUGUAUAGUUAGUUUUUGGGGGGCAGCACUGAAUGUUAUGCACCAUUCCCUGGGCUUCAAGCAUUGCCCGGCAUGUGAGGUCUCUGAUCCUAACAGUAACCCACACAUGUGCUGCUUGGUGUGCCUUGGAAAGGGGCACAUAAAGGCAAAGUGCAGUAGCUGUCAUUCCUAUAAGGAAAGGACACAGGUUGCAAGAAACCUUCUUUUAAAGCAACACCUGCUAGAACAGGCUGUGAGACUGCCUCAGCACUGGGAUCCUCUUCCAGCUGCUCAAUUAACUGUCCCUAGACAUCAUCUCAGGAGGAUCCUCUACCUCUGCAGGAGUUGGGGACAGUCCCAACAGUCUGAUCAGUGAUAGAGGCAGGAAAGGGAUUGUUCAUCAUUCCUGCAUGUCCCUCAAAUGAGAAUCCAUAAAAUGGACUGGUGCUGCCAGAAAUCAAGGAAGGAUUAGUCCUCCUUUUCAUCAAAAGCAGGGGAUCACUGUCAGCAAAACUCUGGUACCUAGAGAUGCCAACCUGUGUCUCCCCAGUGGAGGAUCCUUGUGCUGUACUGUUGACUCUGGAACCAUCUACAGGGUGGCCACCGAGUCCAGUACCUGUGGAAACUCCAGCAUCCUCAGGUUUCCUUUGUCUAUCUGUACCAUUAUGCCCACUACCAUGGAUGUCAGUGCGGGGAUGGUACCCAAACUCUGUCCUCUUCAUCUCUGGGAUGGAGAUUGCCUUCAGUUCAGGUACUGAUGAAGAGGCAGGUUCUGCAUAUGGUGCUUAUGCAGUCUAGGUCAAUACCAAGACAUCCCCUGCUCUCGGCACCAUCUACAACAUCAACCUUGCUACCAGAGUCCUCAGUACCGGUAGCUUCCUCUGAUUGGGGACCAAAUUCUGACCCCUCAACACCAAAAAAGGACCCAUCCUUUGUACUGGACCCAAUUAUAAGACCAUCUACCUCCUGCAGUUUCCUCUCAGGACCAAAUACAAUGCCAACCACAGUACCAACGUUAACUUUUCCAUAUUGGAGAGUGGACAACUCAGGUUUUCCAGUGAUGCCACCAGGUUGGGUGACACCCCCACCCAUCCCUAUUGAUUAUUCAAACAGCUCUUCUCACUCUGGGUCAGAGUCCUCCAGCUCUUUUCCUGCCCCACCUCAGCUAAAGAGAUCACAUACAUCAUCCAAACACGCAGGAAGUUAAGUGUUGAUACCAAGAGCAGAUCCAUUCCUGUAGUAGGGACAGACCUACCUGGCCUGUGAUACAUUGACCUAUUAUGCUGUGCCUUGUGUUGCAGUGGCCCCCUGGAACACCUCUUGCCAUAGAGCCAGAUCUCCACAUAAGUUGGAUGUAAGAUCCCCUUAUCUGGAGAUGGCCCAAGCCACAGUCCAGCCUAUUGUGGAAGCUCAGGAUGACAUUCCUUCUGGAUUAUUCUCUGUGGCUAACAGUUUCCCUGAGAACCAGCAUGUACCUCAAAGUAUCUUCAGCUCCAGCAGCCCCGUCAUCACCAUCCAUGUACGAUUCAGUGGCCCUGACUUCAGAUUCUUCAGUUCCAGUUCAUGUCCUACCAGGAAUUGCUCAAGAGAGUGGUUGCAACUCUGAGUAUUCAAGCUGAGCUGGUACAAAUUGGCGGCCAUCCUCCAGGCUUCAGCCCUAGAAGGGUUGCCUUCCCUAUUAAUGAUGCCCUAUUACAACUGGCCAAAUCUAUGUGGCACACACUGGCAUCGCUAGCCCCAACAGCCAAGCGAAUGGAAAAAUGAUAGUGUCCCUUCCUAGGGUUUGAGUGUUUCUGUUUGAACCAAACUCCUUAGUUGUCAUGGCAGUUAAUGAGACCUCCAGAGCAAUGGCCUCUGCAAUCAUCAUGAGGAGUGCACCAUGGUUAUUUAAUUCUGGAAUAGCAUCAGAUAUCCAAUGAUCUAUUGAUGAUCUAUCUUUUAAUGGACUGUUUUUAUUUUCAAACUAGAGAGAUGAGGUGUUUCACUCUUUUAAAGAUUCACAAACAGCUCUCUGCGCUCUGAGAAUUUAUCCUCCAGCCUCUAAGAAGGAUCAGUAUAAGCCCCCACAGCAAUAUUCUGAUCACUGUCACAGACAACUUUUCUGUCUUCCCAGACACAGUAUGUCUCUCCUAAAAGAGACAGAGGCCCCAGAAAAGGUCAUCUAAUUCUAGCACUACAACAAUUGAACCUGCUAUAGGGAAAACCUUUUUUACUUGUUUUUCAGAGCUGUGCCACUCACUGACUAAAUGAAAGGAGAAAGGAAUGGAAAAAUUCCAUAGAUCUGACAGUGAGGCCCACCUUUCACAUAUGGGAUCUUCAGUCAACCUGUUUGCUACAAAAGACAACAGGAGUGUCAUCAGUUUUGUUCUCAGGCCUCCCAUAGUCCAGGCUUCCUCACUGAUGCCUUCACAUAGAAGAGAACUGGUGAUUUAGUGCACACCUUUCCCUGAUCCCUCUCAUCCCGCAGAUCAUUCACAAAUUGAAGCGAGACCAUGCCAGAUUAAUCCCGAUGGCCCUGGUUUGGCCAAGGGAGUAUUGGUUUUUGAAUCUUCUCUCUCUCUCUUAGUUCAACCUCCUCUUUCUCUCCCGCUCCUCCCAGACCUUUUAUCACAGGAACACGGUCAAAUGCUACAUCCAGAUCCAUCAGUCUCCACCUCUCGGAAUGGCUGUUGAGAGUCUAGAUAAAGUGUGGGAGUAUUCCCUGGUGGUUCAAGAGAUUCUGUCCAACAGUAGGAAACAAUCAAUUAUGUCUGCUUACUGGCCAACUAGUAAAGGUUCUCUGCUUGGUCCAUUGCCUGGGGGGAUACAACCUGUUUAAGCAAGAAUCCAGGACAUUUUAGACUACCUCUUACAUUUCAAGUCCUCAGGUCUUUCAGUGAGUUUUCUAAAGAUUCACUUUGCAGCAAUCACUCCCUUCUAUGGGGGGAUGGAUAGUAGAUUGGUAUCUUCCAACCCCAUGGUUGCUAGCAAGGCUAUCAAUUAACCGCAGUUAACGCAAGCGAUUAAUGCAAAACAAAUUAACUAGAUUAAAAAAUAGUUUAGUUUUAAUUUCACUGAUAAACAAUAAUGG
This is a messenger RNA of Trachemys scripta elegans, 6560 nucleotides long. It is a transcript of the gene SRD5A1, whose product is annotated as steroid 5 alpha-reductase 1. NCBI's taxonomy places the organism in Eukaryota, Metazoa, Chordata, Testudines, Emydidae. Bases 353 to 1246 code for a protein of 297 amino acids. The record is from RefSeq and is a predicted model, not a curated record. Gene Ontology annotation, cellular component: membrane. The transcript is spliced from 6 exons. Gene Ontology annotation, biological process: steroid biosynthetic process. Gene Ontology annotation, molecular function: 3-oxo-5-alpha-steroid 4-dehydrogenase activity.